Molecule: messenger RNA, 1789 nt
Organism: Betta splendens (Siamese fighting fish)
Lineage: Eukaryota; Metazoa; Chordata; Actinopteri; Anabantiformes; Osphronemidae
Exons: 1
Coding region: 16-1686 (556 amino acids)
Molecular function (GO): GTP binding
Source: RefSeq, a predicted model, not a curated record
AAACGAACUGCAGCCAUGGCAGGAUUCUUCUCACGUUCAGAUAGUGACAAACCUCUUUCUGAUGUGGUUAAAAAAGAGAGCAAGCUAUUGAAGGCUGAUAAAGGGCCUUUGGAUGUUUAUGCAGUUAAAUUACAAAAGAAAGAAAUGAAUGUAAAUGGGUGCAAGAGUUUCAGUUUUGGGAAAAACUCCACUAAACUAAAUCGCACCAUCAUGGUUCUUGGAGCAACUGGUGCUGGGAAGUCGACGCUCAUCAAUGGGAUGAUCAACUACAUUCUGGGCGUUAAAUGGGGGGAUUCGUAUCGGUUUAAGUUAGUGGAUGAGGGUCAGUCAAAGUCACAGUCUGAAAGUCAGACAUCUGAAGUCACUGUGUACAAACUCAACCAUCGGGAAGGAUUUCAAAUCCCCUUCUCUCUGACCAUCAUUGACACUCCAGGCUUUGGAGACACCAGAGGAAUAGACAGAGACAGGAUGAUUGUAGAACAGCUACGUAGUCUGUUCUCUGCUGAACACGGUGUCAGUGAAAUCGAUGCUGUGUGUUUUGUAGCUCAGGCCUCAUUAGCUCGACUCACACCAUCACAGAAGUAUGUGUUUGACUCUGUUCUGUCAAUAUUUGGUAAAGACAUCGCGGAGAACAUCAGGGUUCUGGUGACGUUCUGUGACGGCCAGUGUCCACCGGUUCUAGAGGCGAUCAAUGCUGCAGACGUCCCAUGUCCUAAAGCUAGAAACGGACUGCCGGAACACUUCAAAUUUAACAAUUCAGCUUUGUUCGCUGACAACAAAUCUGAAGGUGGCGAUGAGGAUGAUGAGGAAAACUUUGAUCAGAUGUUUUGGAACAUGGGAACAAAAAGCAUGAAGAGGUUCUUUGGUGCCUUAAAUCACAUAGAAACUAAAAGCCUGAAACUGACACAGGAGGUUCUCAGAGAAAGAAAGCAGCUGGAGAAUUCAGUAGAAAACCUACAGAUGCAGGUUAAAGUUGGAUUAGCAAAGCUCGAGGAGAUAAAAGAGACAUCUAAUAAACUCAAGGAGCACGAAGCAGAGAUCAGCAGAAAUGAGAACUUUGAGUUUUAUGUCACUGUUAAGAAGCCAGUUCAAGUGGACAUUUCUGGUACUGGGUGGUACAUCACUAACUGUCAGACGUGUCACCACACCUGUCAUGAUAACUGUGCCUAUGCAGAUGAUAAGGAUAAAGUUAACUGUUGUGCAAUGGGACGAGGUGGAAACUGCACCGUGUGUCCAGGUAAAUGUCACUGGAGCAUUCAUUUUAAUCAGAAAUACAAAUGGGAUUAUAAGGAGGUUAAAGAAAAGCGAACAGUGAAAGAUCUGAAAGAUAAGUACCUACAGGCCACAGAGGAGAAGAAACCAGUUGAGGCUCUGAUUGAUCGACUGAAGGCUGAGUAUGAUGAGGUGCAGCUUGAGGUGGUGAAGCUGAUGGAGGAGUCUGGUCGGUGUCUGAACAGACUUGGGGAGAUAGCCCUGAAGCCAAACCCUCUCUCCACUCCUGAGUACAUCGACAUGCUCAUUGAGGGGGAGAAAUCUGAGGCCAAGCCAGGCUGGAAGCAACGCGUUCAGUCCCUGAUAGCCAUGAGAGAAAGAGCAGAAUACAUGGCUAAAGUGGAGAAAGGAGAGAAACUCCUUCGCCGGCAAGAAUCUCAAAUCCAGGAUGUAGCAGAGACAACUCAGAACUAAGCUGUUGUCUCUCUGCCUGUUGAGAUGUACCAAAGAUGUUUAACAGAUCAAUAUGGAGACAAGACAUCCCUGAAUCAUUGUAUUGUACAAAAUACAACUUUCU